CAUGAAUGACACUCCAUCACCGGUGGCUGAACAUGAAAGACACUCAAGACCCCAAGUAAAACUGGAAUUGAAACCGACCAAGCAGAACUCAACUUGACUCGACUGCCGGCUGUCUGAAGUGAUCGGGCGGCAUUACAAAUCGUUGUAUCUGAUAUUAGUAAAAGUGAAAGUAAUUGCAUACUUCCAACAUGUCAUCCGCGUUGACGAACCUCUUGCAAUCGCUGAGGAUUGUGCCCUUGGGGCAUGGGAAGUCCAGUAACCAGGUGGUGGUUGUGCCGAGCAAAAAGGAACGCCUAAAGCUGGAAGAUCUGCCGGAGAUCACUUUGGAGGAGGUGGCCCAGCACGACAGCUUCGACGACUGCUGGGUGGUGAUCUACGACAGAGUUUACGAUGUGACGCACUUUCUGAGGGAUCAUCCCGGCGGCGACGACGUCAUCAUGGAUCACGCAGGACGAGAUGCCACCAUCGCCUUCCAUGGCACAGGACACUCUGGGGAUGCCAUCGAAUUGAUGAAGGAUUUCCUGAUCGGCCAACUUCCCACCAAGCAGCACAUCUUUCGCACUGGCAAAAACAAGGUUUUGUCCCUGGGCAUACCGGAAUAAUAAUAUAAUGCCAGCCGAUUUUGCACCGAUCGCCUUCGCCGCCGUCCUCCAUGUCGUAUAUGUCUAUAUAUAUUUUUAGAGUAUUCAUCGCCUAGUUUUCUAGUUGUAAUCAGCCUAUUUCGAAUUCCGCUAAACGGCUUUCGCUUAAUCAUCAAAAACCAUUCAGCCAACUAUGUAUGUUUAUAUGUUAAAUAUUUUUGCCAAGACUUGAAACGGAUCUAAGAUUAAAUUAUUUUUAUUGUGA
This is a messenger RNA of Drosophila santomea, 846 nucleotides long. RefSeq names its product cytochrome b5. Lineage: Eukaryota; Metazoa; Arthropoda; Insecta; Diptera; Drosophilidae. Gene Ontology annotation, cellular component: membrane; intracellular membrane-bounded organelle. The transcript has a single exon. Gene Ontology annotation, molecular function: heme binding. The coding region runs from base 189 to 602 and encodes 137 amino acids. The record is from RefSeq and is a predicted model, not a curated record.